Messenger RNA from Cadophora gregata, 2443 nucleotides. RefSeq lists its product as uncharacterized. Gene Ontology annotation, biological process: mRNA processing; protein deubiquitination; spliceosomal complex assembly. The transcript has a single exon. Lineage: Eukaryota; Fungi; Ascomycota; Leotiomycetes; Helotiales; Ploettnerulaceae. Bases 44 to 1708 code for a protein of 554 amino acids. Gene Ontology annotation, molecular function: cysteine-type deubiquitinase activity; zinc ion binding. The record is from RefSeq and is a predicted model, not a curated record.
CUGUCAACAACACCACGACACCCCACCGCCCCUUUCACCCACAAUGGCGAAACGACAAGCUGCGGAAGCCCUCGAAGACAUCGCCGGCACCGAUUCCCCUUCCUUCAAGAAAUCCCGCGUCGAUAACUUCCACGAUCUACACAAUGGCUCCGAGCUUCCCCUCCAGCAGAGAAUGGAACUACACAGCCUGAAGGAAGCGCAGACAAGUCGGACUGAUGCGCCAGCAACGCCAGACGAAGAGGAUGACGAAGAAGAAGAUGAGGAUAGAACAAGGGCUCCUUUGCGACAAGAUGCGCCAUUAGAGGGAUUUGAUGAUCUGUACCUGGAUACGAUCAAGAGGGGCGUAUUGGACUUCGACUUUGAGAAACUCUGCUCUGUGUCGCUGUCCAACAUCAAUGUUUACGCCUGUUUGGUCUGCGGAAAAUACUAUCAAGGUCGAGGUCCCAAGUCACACGCCUACUUCCAUGCGCUCGAGGUGGGCCACCAUGUUUACAUCAACAUGCAGACGCAGAAGGUAUAUGUGUUGCCUGAAGGCUACGAGGUCAAGAACAAGAGUCUGGACGAUAUCAAGUUCGUGUCCGAUCCACGGUAUACCAAGGAGGAAGUGAUGGCGUUGGAUAGAGAGGCAACAACGGCUUGGGCACUGGGAGGAAAGGAAUAUGCGCCGGGGUUCGUGGGGAUGAACAACAUCAAGGAGAACGACUACUUCAAUGUCGUAGUACAGGCACUAUCGCAUGUCCCUCCUCUCCGGAAUUAUUUCAUGUUAGAAGAUUUCACUUCGUCGCCAGAACUGGUAAAACGCCUGUCCAUCCUCAUCCGCAAGAUCUGGAAUCCUCGAGCCUUCAAGUCCCACGUCUCGCCCCACGAACUCCUCCAAGAAAUCUCCCUCAAAUCAAGCAAACGAUUCAACCUAACCAACCAAUCCGACCCCGUCGACUUCCUCUCCUGGUUCCUCAACAACCUACAUCUCGCCUUGGGAGGAAGCAAGACCAAACCCGGAAGCAGCAUGAUCCAGCGCGUCUUCCAAGGAAAGCUGAAAGUCGAAUCUCAAGCCAUCACCGCAAAAGCCGACGCAGGCGACCGUCUCCGCUUCGAAGAAGCAGCAUCCGUACAAACGGACGUGAACAGAUUCAUGUUCUUAACCCUCGACCUUCCCACUGCACCUCUCUUCCAAGACGAGCUGGAGCGUAACAUCAUCCCGCAGAUACCACUCACCAAUAUCCUGAGCAAAUACGACGGGUUAAACGCCCAGGAACAUCUCAACCAGCGGAAACGAUACAGACUGCUUCACCCUCUCCCACCAUUUCUACUCUUCCACAUCAAGCGCUUCAGCAAGAACAAAUUUGUGGAGGAGCGCAACCCCACAAUCGUCACAUUCGACGCCAGGAAUCUCGAUAUGUCGCCAUAUGUGGAGCCUAAUCCCGCACUACAUCCCCCUGGUGAACCGAUCUGGUAUGACCUCGUGGCGAACAUCGUGCAUGAGGCUGUCAGAGGAAGGGAGGAUGCUGUGGAGGGCGAGCAGGAGAAGAGGGCUUGGAAGUGCCAGAUUAGGGACCGGGGGAGGGAGGAGUGGGUUGUGGUGCAGGAUUUGUUUGUGGAGAAGACGCAGAAGGAGCUGUUGUAUCUUGGGGAGAGUUAUUUGCAGGUUUGGGAGAGGAGGAGGGAGGGUGGUGGGAAGGGGAAGGGCAAGGUGCCUGUGAAGAGGUGAUAGCUCACAGGUGUACAGAGGAUAAGGAAAGGGCCGCUGCCAGAGACCAGCGCCGAGGACUUCGAGAUGUUGUCUUGAUGUGUGCUGGCUUCAAGCUGGCCAAUGCCAUGCCAUGCGCGGAAGGUCGAUUCCUGAAAAUAGGAUAUCCAGACCCACCGUAUAUCGACGAGAUGUUGGUUGAAGAAGUACUUCAGCUCAGGAAUAUGUACUUUUAUUGUGAAGAACUAAACAGCGGCUAAGAUGUAGGGUCUUCCAGGAGGGGAAGACGUCCUGAAGGGCAGAUCAUGAUACAAUAAUAUACCAGUACACACAUAUCUGUGCUCUCCCUUUUACAUGGUUUAUGACUCAUAGCAAGAGUAUUGCCAAAUGCAAAAUGGCGGCCCCCUUCGUACACCCUUUCCUACUAGCUACCCGAUCCCCAUAUAUCUCCAAUUUUCUCAUGUCAAGCUUAAUACGGGCCAUAUUUCUCUCUUUCUCAUUACGAAUCCAGGUGUAUUGCCCCAUCUUCGCUAUCUCAUGAUACAGACAGAUCCAUCCGAGCAAAGGACCAUAUGUCUUUCACAUUCUUCAAAAGAAGAAAAUUACGGAGUCUAUUUCCUACCGAAUCCUUCCUCCAGUGUCCUCCCUAGUCAACCGUCACGCUGUGACAUUGAUUUUCCCUUUGCGCUUUAUUGUCAUUUGAGCAGCUGAAUAACAUAAAUUACAUACCACCAAGUCAAUUCAGCACUCAGCCAU